This is a messenger RNA of Aspergillus ochraceoroseus IBT 24754, 4847 nucleotides long. RefSeq names its product putative SNF2 family helicase/ATPase. Gene Ontology annotation, cellular component: nucleus. The coding region runs from base 210 to 4661 and encodes 1483 amino acids. The record is from RefSeq and is a predicted model, not a curated record. Lineage: Eukaryota; Fungi; Ascomycota; Eurotiomycetes; Eurotiales; Aspergillaceae. Gene Ontology annotation, biological process: DNA damage response; protein polyubiquitination. The transcript has 5 exons. Gene Ontology annotation, molecular function: ubiquitin protein ligase activity; ATP binding; ATP-dependent chromatin remodeler activity.
UUCUAGCUGAUACAGUAUUAUAUUAUAUAUAUCUAGUUAUUGGUCCACCCUUAGUUAUAAUGCCGGACUUAAAAGGGUGUUUACUCUGAUAAAGCUGUGCUAUUGUUAUCAACACGUGACCCUGUUGAUAAAGCCUGACAGCUCGGCCUUUUGACUUCCUCCUCUUCUCUUCUGAGGACGAUACGAGGAGGGAAUCAAGAGUAUGCAGGAUGGUCGUGGUGAAAGCAGAGACUUCUUAUCCGUGCGCUCCCCCGGAUACUUUGGUUCAAGCAUUCACGCGCAUUGCGGAGCUUGAGGCCAAGGGUCCUUCCAAUAAACGUCGCAAAGUGACAUAUGGACCCCAGAGCCUCCGCGAGGACAAUGGUUUGUCGGAGUGUAGAGCACCGAAUGGCUAUGUUCCCCUUGCACGCUUUCAUUUACGUCUGAACUUUGGCCGCUCGGAGUCGGCUCAGAAUGGACAAAAUGGCUUUACUGACACCGACCGCAAACUACCCGUGUUCAUCAAGGCAUCCAGGAACCAUCCAUCCAAGCGUAGCGAGGCGAUUUCCGAAUCACUCGUUCUAGAGUUAGAGACUAUAGAAGAGCGAGAAACUGUUUUCGUCGAUGUUUUUACUAAUCCAGAGGUGGUUAAACUCGGCUCUGACUUGGAACUUGCAAGCAAGCUCAUCUGCGCGGAUCGCUAUCACAGGAGACCCCCGACUGCGUGCUCUCAAUCGACUCUUCGGUAUCUUGCAGAUAGUGGGUCCUUUCAUCUUGAAACGAUCAUUUUAUGGAGAGAUACGCUGGAUAUCUCGGAUGAUCAAAAAUUAAUGGAUCCAGCGGUGAGAGCAUUCUCUAAAUACGCCAUGCGACAAAAAGAGGACGAAACUGAAGGGUCAAGUUGUAAGCGACGGAAUCGAAUGCCGGUCGGCGGGGAUGGAUGGUCGCCUCGUGAUUUCUAUGACAACGUUCAUGUGCCUCCAGACACUCCAUCGCUAUCAGCGGAGGUGACGAGCAGUCUGAUAGAGUGCCAGCUUUUUCCAUUUCAACGACGGGCGGUUCGAUGGCUUUUGAGAAGAGAAGGUAUGGAGCUCGACUCAGAUGGACAAGUGACCCCGAUUAAAAAGCCUCCGAAUGAUGAUCUACCGGAGUCUUUCCAGCAGAUCACUGAUGCAGAUGGAAACCCCUGUUUUGCCAGCCAUCUGUACAUGAUUGUCACCAGGGACCUUUCUGGCUGGUAUGAUGUGGAAAAAUACCUGAAGGGCGGUAUUUUGGCUGAAGAAAUGGGCCUAGGCAAGACUGUCGAAAUGAUCUCACUAAUGUGCCUUAACCGCCGAAUUCUCCGUCCCGAAGAAACCUUUGCAGGUGCUGGUACGAAUGGAUUAAGGCCAACCGGUGCCACGCUUAUCAUAACACCGCCAGUUAUUCUUGAGCAGUGGAAACAAGAAAUUGAACUACACGCACCGAAACUUCAAGUUUUCCAUUAUACCGGUAUUCAGCGCCAUCAAACAUUGUCUGAUCAAGAGUUGGUUGAAACUAUGGCUGACAACGAUGUUGUGCUUACAACCUACAACGUUCUCGCGCGCGAAAUACACUACGCUGGAGAUACUCCGAAGAGAAAUUUACGGCAUGAGAAAAGGUUCGAGGUUAGGAAGUCCCCUCUUGUCCAGAUUUCCUGGUGGCGGGUUUGUCUAGAUGAAGCUCAAAUGAUCGAGAGCGGAGUUAGUAACGCAGCCAAAGUUGCCCGCCUCAUUCCUCGCCAGAUGGCUUGGGCUGUGACUGGGACUCCUCUUCGCAAGGACAUAACCGAUCUCCUUGGACUGUUGCUCUUUCUCCAUUACGACCCCUUUUGCGGCUUUAUUUGGAGAAGACUAUGUAACAGAUUUACCCCCGUCCUCUCGCGAAUUGUGAAUACUAUUGCGCUAAGGCAUAGUAAAGAUCGCAUUCGGGGCGAGCUUCACCUGCCGCCUCAGAAGAGAGUCGUCAUUACCGUUCCCUUCACCGCGGUUGAGGAACAACACUAUAGGCAAUUGUAUGAAGAGAUGUGUGAUGAGUGCGGUCUGGAUUUCUCAGGCUCGCCUCGUAAUGAUGAGUGGGACCCCAAUGAUCCGUGGGUGAUUGAAAAGAUGCGAAGCUGGCUGGUUAGGCUUCGCCAAUCUUGCCUCUAUCCCGCAGGAACCCGUCGCAGAGGCUUUGCUACCGGCAACGGACCAUUGCGGUCGGUGAGCGAGGUUUUGGAGGUAAUGAUUGACCAAAACGAUACUCUCAUACAUGCAGAAGAACGUACGCUUCUCCUUUCACAGCUUCGUCGGGGUCAAUUACUUGAAAAUGCCAAACGUCGGCAGCCGGCACUUGAUCUCUGGAAAGGCUCUUUGACCCGAGCGAGCGAGAUCGUCCAGGAAUGUCGAGAACGGUUGCAGGUAGAGCGCAAGAAACACCCACCCACUAUCUCGCAUGGUGAACAGAACGCAGGGUCGUCUGAUGUCGACAGCGACGCUGAAGGAGAGGAAACAGAAAAGAAUCCUCGUCUGAAUGCAUUCCGCCUAAGGCUGCGUGCUGCUCUCGAAGUUGAACAUAUUUCCGUUUUCUUCACUGGAAAUGCGUAUUACCAAAUCAAGUCCGAUCCUGAGCUUACGAAGCCCGAAUCCGAGGACUUCCAAGCAUUAGCCAGGCUAGAAGAGGAGGCGUACGCAAAAGCAAAAUUGAUUCGCCAAGAAAUGCUUUCCGAGAUCUCUCGAAAGGCCAAGCGCCACAUGAAAAUGGUUAAGGAGAAGUCUCGAAAAAAGCAAUUUGUGGAUAUCCCCAAGAUGAAGCCUCUGCUGUAUAGCAAGGGACUCGAAUCUCGCCGGGUGCUAGACAAGCUAGAAGAGUUCUGUAACGUGAUGAACAAGCAUGCUAUUCAGUAUGACGACUGGCGCCAGAAAAUGGUCAACCUUCUCUCGGAGUCGCUCAUUGACCAAGAAGAUGACACUGAGCUCCAAGGUGAUGAGUACGAGAGAUCUACAAAGCAUCAAGACGAAAUGUAUGUUUACAUGGAAGCACUGCGUGCGAUUUUCGCCGAUCGUCACGAUGCCCUGACGGGCCAGAAGAACAUUCUCAUUGCCCAUGAAGUUAAAGGGGGUAUUGUGCAAGCACAGAAGGGAGAGGGUCCUUCCCCGACACUUUUUCUGGAGAUUAUGAACACUCGUAGUGAACUGAAACCCGAUCCUACACUUGGCUCGCUUCGUGGGAUUAUCACCGAAUUACGCAGCCUGGGAACGUCGCUCGAGUGGCAAGCAAACCAAGGGAGCUCACGAGCUCGUGCGGAGCUGGAGAUCAUCACUCUGGUACUCAAGAAUGUAGGCCAGAUUGCCACGGAGCAAACCAAGGUUGCGGCGGGUUUGGAGAGGGAAGUCGAACUAUUUCGAGACACCAUGAACCACCGUAUUGAAUACUACCGCCAGCUACAGCAAAUUUCAGACACUGUGGCGCCGUAUGAUGAAGAAAGUGCCGGGAAACCGCUGGAUGAGGCUCUUUUCAACUCGAAGCUCAUGCAGGAAGAGACCGUUGACGCGAAAAUCUCCUCUUUGAAAGCAAAGCGACGUUAUCUUAUUCAUUUACGAGAUGAGUCUGGCCCAGACGAAAGCUCGAAAAUCUGUAUCAUCUGCCAGACAAGCUUUGAAAUCGGAGUUUUAACAGUCUGUGGUCACAAGUAUUGCAAAGACUGUCUCCGCUUAUGGUGGCGUCAACAUCGUUCCUGUCCAAUCUGCAAAAAGCACCUUAAAGCCAACGACUUCUACCAGAUUACCUAUAAGCCCCAGGAAUUCGUGGUACAGGAGGAAAAGUCAUCAUCCAAGAUUGAGCUCGGACGCCCAUCUAACAAUAGUAUAUACACUGAUAUAGGGUCUAGCACAUUGCACGAAAUCAAGAAUAUUGACCUUCCAAGUUCUUUCGGAACAAAGAUUGACACACUGGCAAGACAUAUCUUAUGGCUACGCGAGCACGACCCUGGUGCUCAGUCUAUUGUUUUCUCACAGUACAAGAGCUUCCUAGAAUAUAUGGGUACUGCUUUUACUCGGUUUAAGAUCGGAUACAGCAGUGUUGAUAGCCCCGAUGGGAUACGAAAAUUCAAAAGCGAUCCAGCGAUUGAAUGUUUUCUCCUCCACGCCAAAGCACAUUCCUCAGGACUUAAUCUAGUUAAUGCAACCCACGUCUUUCUCUGUGAGCCGCUUAUCAACACCGCGAUCGAGCUCCAGGCUAUUGCACGAGUGCACCGUAUCGGCCAACACCGACCAACAACUGUCUGGAUGUACCUUAUCUCUGAUACAGUAGAACAAUCGAUUUACGACAUUUCUGUGUCUCGCCGGCUAGCUCACAUUAUACAGCAUGAAAAGGAAAAGGCGCAUUCUCCCGCGUCUUCUGGCAAUGAUGUGAAUGGAGCUAUGAUUGAUAACCUGAGCGAAGCCGUUAUCGACUCUGCGAACUCUCUCGAAAUGCAAGACGCCUCGCUAGCUAACUUGAUGGAAGGGGGUGCGUGGGGUGGCGAACUCGUGCAGAAGGACGAUCUUUGGCAAUGUCUCUUUGGUAGCCCUAGAGACAAGGAAGUCCGCGGCGAUACAUUGACUGCUGGGGGGGAUGUGGCAAGGUUUCUGAGAGCGGAAGCGGCGGAGCAAAGGAUAGAGGCUUCAAAGACCCAUGAAUAAGUCUUGCAAUAUGUUCCUCAAUUUGGGCCGGUCCCAUCUUGGAUCUAUUAAACCCAUCGUGCUUGCUAUAUGGUUGGAUAGCAAGGAUAGCAAACAAUCCCUUUUCAUAACAAUCUACUGCAAACUUCACUCUGUAUACAGUUCUUUCGACAUGGGAAUCAUAAGUGUUCUAGUUGAAUACCUAAC